AUGCACAUAUGUCGGUUGCUUUUGCACCUAAGUCUGUUGAUCGAGGAGAAGGAGUACAUGUCUCGAGUUCCCUAUGCUAGUGCAGUAGGAAGCUUGAUGUAUGCAAUGGUCUGCACUAGACCUGAUUUGGCACAGUCUGUUAGUGUUGUUAGUAGGUUUAUGGGUGAACCUGGAAAGGAGCAUUGGCAAGCUGUGAAGAGGAUUUUUCGGUACCUAAAAGGUACAUCUGAUGUUGGUCUCAUUUAUGGAGGUGAUACAGAGUGUUUGGUGACAGGGUUUUCAGACUCUGAUUAUGCUGGAGAUGUUGACAGUAGAAGAUCUAUGACUGGUUAUGCUUUCACUCUUGGUGGUUCAGUUGUCAGUUGGAAAGAUACUUUGCAACCUACGGUGACUUUGUCUACUACAGAAUCAGAGUACAUGGCAUUGACAGAAGCAGCAAAAGAGGGAAUAUGGUUGAAAGGGUUGGUUAGUGAUUUGGGUCUACAUCAUGAUCAAGCUAUAGUGUACUGUGACAGUCACAGUACAAUCUGUUUAGCUAAGGAUCAAGUACAUCAUGAGAGGAAUAAGCACAUCGAUGUAAGGUAUCAUUUUCUGAGAAGUGAGAAGAGAAUUAAGGUGAACAAAGUGGGUACUGCUGAUAACCCAACCGAUAUGUUCACCAAGCCGGUUCCACAUAGCAAGUUUCAACACUGUAUGAACUUGCUAAAUGUUAGGAGUUGUUGA
Molecule: messenger RNA, 723 nt
Organism: Spinacia oleracea (spinach)
Lineage: Eukaryota; Viridiplantae; Streptophyta; Magnoliopsida; Caryophyllales; Amaranthaceae
Product: secreted RxLR effector protein 161-like
Exons: 1
Coding region: 1-723 (240 amino acids)
Source: RefSeq, a predicted model, not a curated record